CUGGUGUGUCUGCUGGUUUCUUGUGCGGAGUAAGACUAGGUGUUAGGGGAAGUGUUUGAGAGUGUGGUAGAAACACGCCUAGAUAUUUUUUUAUUUAUUAAAACGUUACUAACAUUUAGGAAUGGCAGAGGGAGACAACAAAAGUGCUAACCUUCUGGCCCAGGAGACAGCCCAGCUGGAGGAGCAACUGCAAAGCUGGGGGGAGGUGAUCCUUGCUGGGGAUCAGGUCCUGCGAUGGGUGAAGCCCUGGUUCCCUGCUGCCAUGAUGGGAGCAGUCUCUGUGAUCUUCCUGAUGAUUUACUAUCUGGACCCAUCUGUUCUGACUGGGGUUUCUUGCGCUGUCAUGUUCCUCUGCCUGGCUGACUACCUUGUACCCACUCUCGCACCCAGGAUCUUCGGCUCCAACAAAUGGACCACGGAGCAGCAGCAACGUUUCCACGAGAUCUGUGGGAACCUGGUGAAGACGCAGCGCAGGGUUGUGGGCUGGUGGAGACGUCUCUUCACCCUGAAGGAAGAGAAACCCAAAGUGUACUUCAUGACUGUGAUCAGCGCUCUGUCAGUGAUGGCCUGGAUCGGACAGCAGGUCCACAACCUCUUCCUUAUGUACCUGAUCGUGAGCUUCCUGCUGCUGCUGCCUGGACUGAACCAGCAUGGGAUCAUCAGCAAGUAUGCUGGGAUGGCAAAGAGGGAGAUCAACAAACUGCUUAAACAGAAAGAGAAGAAGAAUGAGUAAUAGAGAGGACAGGAGAGACCCCCACCCCACAACCCCAACCCCCUUCAGUUCAAGGUGGUUGUGCUUGGAUGAAACAUCCUCCAAUCAGAAACCCUUUCACUGGGCAGGUGGUGUGUAAACCGCACAUUUUGAGUUUGUUGUGCCCGCCGCGGUUUCACUACAUAAUGAGCUUUUUGAAAAUGCAGACAGAGCCCUCUGUUGUCAGAUACCACUCACACAAUUUCAUACUUUUUUUUUUUCCCCCCCGUUAAAGUUCAUUAGUGAUCACGUUGUACAAUUCUGUGCCCCCCCCCCCCCCCCCCCCCCCCCCCCCCCCCCACACACACGCACACACACGCACACAAAAAAGGGACUGUCAAUUCCCAGCUGUAAUGCACCAUUGUCUUCAACAAAAAUAUGUAAAUGAACAAAGCCAGGCUUGUAUUCCUGCUAUGCACAGAUAGAUCCUUUCCAGAAAGUGUGCUUGUGCCCAGCUGUUUAAAAGCACUGUAUUUACAUAGCUGGGUUCUGAGGUGCACCAACAGUCCCAGUCUCUAAUGUGGUUUGUGUAGAUUUCUGUAUUUAAAUUUUUUUUUUCUAAAUGUUGCACUGAAACUGUUGAAGGAAACUGGACAAGUACAAAGGUAAUCCUCUGUUACUCCUGAAUGAACAGUGUUUAACUCUACUGCUGUAUUUUACUGAACACUGUUCGACUGCUAACCUAUCUCAGAUUCCUCUCUGACCUGAUCUGCAUGACAUUCUCAUUACCCCUAGAAUCCCCUUCUCUGUUUUGAGUGCUUGUUUUUCUGAUUUUGUAAAUGUCUGUCCUGUACCCCUCUGGUAUUAUGUUUUGUAUAUGUAUGUUGUAGAUGGACAAUAGUCUUCAGUUCUGUCUUACAUUUUUUUUUUUUUUUUUUCUAGCUUCUUGCUGAAGAAAUAAAAUAUUGUAAAGAAUUGAAA
Messenger RNA from Acipenser ruthenus (sterlet), 1672 nucleotides. Its product is annotated as ADP-ribosylation factor-like protein 6-interacting protein 1. The transcript is spliced from 6 exons. The coding region runs from base 122 to 733 and encodes 203 amino acids. Lineage: Eukaryota; Metazoa; Chordata; Actinopteri; Acipenseriformes; Acipenseridae. The record is from RefSeq and is a predicted model, not a curated record.